Molecule: messenger RNA, 2562 nt
Organism: Ceratosolen solmsi marchali
Lineage: Eukaryota; Metazoa; Arthropoda; Insecta; Hymenoptera; Agaonidae
Product: GRAM domain-containing protein 1B
Exons: 13
Coding region: 195-2513 (772 amino acids)
Biological process (GO): intracellular sterol transport
Cellular component (GO): endoplasmic reticulum-plasma membrane contact site; plasma membrane; endoplasmic reticulum membrane
Molecular function (GO): sterol transfer activity; sterol binding
Source: RefSeq, a predicted model, not a curated record
AAAAAAAAAAAAAAAGCAAACUUACCUUACUUUAUACUCAAAGAAAGACGGAUAUAAGAGACUUAAAUGUCUGAGAUGCCAAAAUGUACCUAGAAAUUAGUUCACUUCAAAACAAUUUAAUACAAGCAAGCAGAUAAUGCAGCCUUUGAUUGAGUAUAAAAUUAAAUUUUCCACUGCAACAACCCACUGCAGUUAUGUAUUUCGAAGAUCCUGUACCAGAGCGCCCAAUAACAAACAUGAACAAAUCUGUGGAAAAUCUUCUGAUAUCUAGUCAUGAUUUAAUUACUAGCAUUAACUCCUCAUCUUUGGCUGGCCAUAGUUUAUCGUCUAACUUAACAAAUGGAGCAUAUAAUGAAUCUAUACAAGAUGUAUCAUCUGGGGGAGAAAAUGAACGUGGAAGUCCAAUCCAAUCUCCAAAUUUAUCUCCUAAACCAAGUCCACGAUUUUCGAGUAAAAAAGAUCAUAAAGAUAAAUCACAUAAGGAUGAGAAAGAUCAUAGAGAUCAUUCCAUAAAAAGUUGUUUAGACGCCACAAGUCAUUCUCAAAAGGAAACAGUUAUUUCAAGCAAAUUGAAUGACCAUCAAAUUCAGGACAUUACAAAUCGCUCUUCAGAUUCUACAGAAGUUAGUAAACAUACUGCUUCUGAAAGCAGAAAAGAAACAAGAGGAAGUGACCAUCGUACUAAAAAAAAAUCUUGGUAUUCUAAUAUUCUUUAUCCCACAUAUAAAUCACGUUCUGACGAUUUUAAAAGAAUUUUUAAAGAGGUACCAGAUGAAGAAAGACUUGUUGUUGAUUAUUCUUGUGCAUUACAAAGAGAAAUUAUAGUUCAUGGAAGACUGUAUGUUUCUCAAAAUUAUGUAUGUUUCCAUGCUACUAUAUUUAAGUGGGAAACUCUUGUUUCCUUACGUUGGAAAGAUGUAACAUCAAUUACUAAAGAAAAAACAGCCCUUGUUAUUCCAAACGCUAUAUUGAUUGCUACUGUUACUGAUAAGUUUUUUUUAACGUCUUUUGGCUCAAGAGAUAAAACAUUUAUGAUGUUAUUUAAAGUUUGGCAAAAUGCUCUUAUGGAACAGUCAAUGAGUAUUACUGAGAUGUGGCAGCUUGUUCAUCAUUGUUAUGGUGAAGAAUUAGGUUUAACAUCAGAUGAUGAAGAUUAUAUUACACGCCCAUUGACUGUUCCUCAUGAAGAAAAAUUGUCUGCACGAUUAUCUUUAGAUUCAUUUUCUGAGGGAGAUGUUAAAUCUGGAAAUCCUCCAGCAUCAGAUGUUGUACAAUUACCAUUAACACAAUCCUCUGCAAUACAUUCAGCUACUGGUAAUAAAACGGAAGAAUUAAUAGAUCCUACAGAUGUAAGUGAUUCAAGUGAAAGUGAAGAAGAAAAAAAACCGUGUGUUCGAAUGGGCAUAAGAACAAGUAUUCCAGUAUGCAGUGCUUCACAUAGUGGACGACUAUUGAUAAAAGCUACUUUACCAAUACACAUAGAUCAACUGUUUACACUUUUAUUUACUAAUUCUAAAUUUUUUCUGGAUUUUCAUACUGCUCGGAAAACAACAGAUUUAAUUCAACCAGCCUGGACACAAGAUAAUACAACAUCAAUAAAGAUGAGAACAGUUUCUUUAACUGUUUCACUUACACAAGCAGUUGGCCCUAGAUCUUCACAAGUUACAGAAACACAGAUAAUGCUUCCAUGCACUACACCUGGUCAUCUUUACUGCAUUGAUGUAGAAACCACAAAUGCUGGUAUACCAUAUGCUGAUUCAUUCAGUGUUUUAUCACAUUAUUGUAUGACAAGCAUUUCUGAAAAUGAAUCUAGUUUUGCCGUGUUUUCUCAAAUCAGAUACAAAAAAAAUGUAUGGGGGUUUGUUAAAAGUUUUAUAGAUAAAAAUUGUUGGGCUGGUAUGCAAGAAUAUUUUAAUAGUCUGAUUAAAGCGUUAGCUGUUGAAUGCGAAGAAAGUAGCGUUGUAGCUGGUGGUUUAAAACGAAAAGCUAGACGACGACGACGUGUGACAGCUGCUGGAGUUACCAUACAAACACAUUCGCCAGAUCACACAGCCUUUAAUCAUCAAUCACCUGUCGUGGAUCUACCUCACAGUCAUACUAUUAAUGCUCCAGAUUUACGAGGCGAUAAUAGUACUAUACUCAGUUGGGUUCUUCUUGUAGCUGUUCUUUGCUUAAUGUUUAUUAAUGGUCUACUUUACUACAAAUUAUGGGGUUUAGAAGAAGCAGCUACUUAUACAAUAAUGGAUUUGCAUGUUCUUAAGAAUACACCUAAAACUGAAGAAGAUUGGAUAAAUUUGCUUCAACAACAAGAGAGUCUACACAAUAUAGAAGUUAAAAAAUGGCAAAGGGUAUUACAUACCGCUGCACAACUACUUAGACAGACAGAGGAAUCACUAACACAACUGCAAAUGAGUAUUCAUCCAACAACAACUGAAAAAAUGUUCUCAGUAUUAAAACCAGGAUUGAAAACUCUUAAUCAACAAAAUGAGCAACAUCGUAACUCAGAACUAUAAAAGAUCUUUUAUGAGCUUUAAUGAUAUUGAAUAUUUUAAAAAUUUGCAA